AUGAACGCCGCAUUAGAGAAGCUAGCAGACAUGGUGAAGCUUGAUGCCCAAGCAAAGGUGUGGAGAGACAAGGUUCGCGAGAUGGCCUAUGAUAUCGAGGAUGCCAUCGACAUCUUCAUGCUCAAGCUUGGCCAAGAAGACGACGACAAGCAGGAUGGCUUAUUUCGCAGGAUUGUUGGCAAGGCUAGGGAGCUGCGGCUGCACUACCAGUUUGCUGACAAGAUUCAGGAGCUCAGAGCUCGUGUUGAGGAGCAGAGUCAAAGCCGAGAGAGAUACAGGAUCGAUGGAUCCAUCUCAGAGUCUAGAGUGGUGGAAGUCGAUCCAAGGCUGCCUGCACUGUUUGAGGAUGCAAAGAGGCUGGUGGGCGUUGAUGGUCCACGAGAGGAAAUCAUCGAACGGUUGAUGGGAGAAGAUGACCGUCAUUGUUCUCGACAAUUUAAAGUGCUAUCCAUCGUCGGUUUCGGUGGCCUCGGCAAGACAACUCUUGCAAACCAAGAGUACUCUAAAAUCAAGAAUGAGUUUGAGUGCACGGCGUUCGUGACCGUCUCUAGAACUCCUCACAUGCCAAAGAUUCUCAAGGGAAUACUGUCUGGAGUUGGAUAUGGUGACACGGAAAUGGAAGAUGAUGUCCAAAAGCUUAUUGAGAUACUAAGAGCUACGCUCAACGAUAAGAGGUACUUCAUCAUAAUUGAUGACUUAUGGAGCAUCAAGGAUUGGCGCACUAUUGAGUGCACUUUUGUGGAAAAUAAUAAUGCCAGCAGAGUGAUAACUACCACACGUAUUCAAGACGUUGGUGCAUCUUGUUGCUUUCUAAGUCAAGGCCAUGUAUACCAGAUCCAACCUCUUAAUGAGCUUCACUCAAGAAGGUUGUUUUUCAAAAGGCUAUUUGAUACAGAAGAUAGUUGUCCUGAGCAAUUCAGAGAGAUUUCACAUGACAUGUUAAGGAAAUAUUAUCAAAUCCGCAAGUAUGAAUUGGUAAGAAAAUGGAUAGCUGAAGGAUUUGUUAGGGAAAAGCAUGGUUUAGAUAUGCAGGAAGCUGCUGUAAGCUGUUUCAAUGAACUCAUCAACAGAAGUAUGAUCCAACCUUGCUUCAAUGAAGAUGAUUUUGGUGAGGUGUUGACAUGUCAAUUUCACGACCUAAUGCUUGAGCUUAUUAUAUCGAAGUGCAAAGAGGAAAACUUUAUCACUAUAAUCGAUAGGAAGUUCCCCAUGAAUGGAGCUUCGCAGAUUCGCCAGAUCAGCCAUCUUCAGUUGCAUAACAGAGACAUGGCCCUGACAGUCGAGAAGUGCAUCAGAGAUCUCAGUGAGUUGACCAAUCUUAGAAAUCUUCAGGUGAUGAUGUACAAUUACUCAAGGCCAGAUGGCGCAGAAAAUAAUCGUAAGACAACAAUCUUGUCAACUUCUCUUAACAAACUUGGGAACAGCAACCUCUGCAAUCUGGCUUUUGAGGUUGUGUCAAGUGCCAGGGCCCCAUCAGCACAAUUCUGGAGUAACUGCUUGGCACGCCCACGGCAUCUGCAGAGGUUUAGCUUGUACGGCGUAACAAUGCCCAAGGUCCCGAAUUGGAUUGCGCAUGCAGACAGGUUGGCGCAUGUUGAUCUAGAGGUCCAGGAGCUCCCAAGUGAUGAUGUCCAGGUUCUUGCACAGUUGCCCUGCCUCAUCUACCUCCAGUUAAGAGCUAAAACAAUCCCAGAGAACAACAUCAUUAUCCACCCCCAAACAUUCCACAGCCUCAAGUGCUUCAAAUUCUUUUGUGGUGAGCUGCCAAGCUUGACUUUUGAGCCAGCCGCAAUGCCGCAGCUACAGAGACUGGAGAUACAACUUGCCCUUGGACAAGGUGCAAUGGAACUGCAAGAUGACAAUCUAGUUAGUUGCAUCGAGCACCAUGCUAGCCUCGAAAAGAUCUCCUUGUAUAUAUGUGCCAAAUGCGGUCAGGGGUCCAAAAUAGAAUCUGCAUGGAGAGGCGCCAUCAGCAGGCACCCGAAAAGUCAAGCCCUACAGAUUUAUGUAAACUGUAGAGAGUAUGAUGGAAAUGGAAAAUUGGUAUGA
Messenger RNA from Miscanthus lutarioriparius, 2049 nucleotides. Lineage: Eukaryota; Viridiplantae; Streptophyta; Magnoliopsida; Poales; Poaceae. The record is from the annotation of a GenBank genome assembly.